AUGGCUAGUGGACAGACUUCAAGUUUACUUAUUGAUAAUGUACAAAAAAUUUUAUCAGUUUAUGUACCAAACUAUAAUCAUGAUACUCUUAACAAAUUGUUGACAUUAAUGGGUGUUAAAUCACAUGGAACAAUAACUUUUUCUGAUAAUAAAUCUCAUCAAGCAGAUUUUAUUCGUAUACCAAAUGAUGCACCUGUUAUGCAUGUUCAAGAAUUCUUGAAUCGACAUUGGUUUGAUGAACCUCCAUCACUUGUCAUAUCAAUAACUGGUGGUGCAAAAGAAUAUAAUAUGAAACCAAGAUUAUUAAGAGCAUUUCGACGUGGCCUUCUUAAAGUUGCUCGAACAACCGGUGCAUGGAUUAUUACUGGUGGCAUGAAUACAGGUAUUAUGAAACUUGUCGGUGAGAUUGUGCAAAUAAAUCCUGAUCGUUUUCGACCAAUUCCUUUAAUUGGUAUUGCUACUUGGGGUUGUGUAUCCGGUCGUCAGGAUCUUGAUGUACAUGGCUCAAAUGUACAGUAUGCUAAAUCACGUAGUAAUACAAAAGGUGAAGCACCACUUGAACCAAAUCAUACAAAAUUUAUUUUUGUUGAUGAUGGAAGUGAAAAAAAAUAUGGUCGAGAAAUAGCUUUUCGAGCUAAACUUGAACAAGCUAUAUCUGGUGGAUUUUUUUCAUCAAAAGCUACAACAAAUUCUUUAAAUCAAUAUGCAAGUUUAUGUGGAACUUCGUCUUUACGACCAGAAAAUUCAGGUCCAGUACCUGUUGUUCUUCUUGUUGUCGAAGGUGGUCCAAAUACAGUUCGAACAGUCAAGGAAGCUGUUGUUGAAAAUAACAUUCCAGCUGUUUUUCUCGAAGGAACAGGUCGUUGUUGUGAUUUAUUUGCUAAAGCAUUCCGUCUUUAUAAUGAAUAUCGUACAAAAAUUGAACCUGAUGAUGAAGCACCAUCAAAUAUUGAUCCAAAUAUUUUAACAAAACGUUAUGAUGAAUUAAAAAUAAGACUCCGUGAAGAACUUAAAGAAGAACUUGGUGCAAUUAGUAACUCAAAUGAAAGACCAAGUACAGCGGAUAUUGGUACACGUUCUAUUGAUAGAACCGAUUAUUUUGAAUUAGUUUAUGAAUGUAUUCAUACUCGAAGAAAUUUUUUAAAUGUAAUCAGUCUUAGUUCACGUCAAUCAGUUGAACCUGAUAUUGAUUUAGUUAUUUUACAAGCUCUAUUAAAUGCUACUUCUGGUAUUGGAGGAUGUAAAACAAAUAUGCAACGAAAACGUGAACAACUUCAUUUAGCAUUAGAAUGGAAUCGUGUGGAUAUAGCUCGAAAUUAUAUUAUGAGAAAUGAAGCAGAUUGGAAUAUUGAUUUAAAUGAUUUAUUUUUAUUGGCACUUGUCCGCAAUCAAACAGCAUUUGUCGAAUUAUUUCUUGAACAUGAUUUUUCAUUAACUGAUUUAUUUCGUGAUGUUGAUAAACUUCUUACACUUUAUAAUUAUGAAAAAAAAGAAACUGGUGGUUUAAUACAAUCUUCUCACGAUGCAUUACGAACAUUAUAUAAAGAAAGAAUUCAACCAUUAAUAGGAGAUUUUUUUGAAGUUGAUACUGCACUUGCUCAAAAAGAUUUAACAUUAAAUCCUGAAUCUAAAAAUGAAAUUGACGAUGAAAUAAGUGGUUGUUGUGGUCGAAGACGGUAUCAUAGUCCUCCAGGAAUUAAUCAUCGUGGUAGUGUACAUUCAGAAGGAUCAACAGCUGGUUCUGGUACUAUUAUGGAUGCUGAUAGAGAACUUUUUUUGUGGUCAGUAAUAGCAGGUCGACGAGAUUUAGCAGUACUAUUUUGGUCUCGUGGCAAGAAUAAAAUAUGUGCUGCAUUAAUUGCCACAUUAAUAUAUAAACUCCAUGCUCGUGACGAGAAUGAUACUAGUUACAAACAAUCAAUUGAAGAAUUUGAGGGUUUCGCUGUACAAAUGCUUGACAAACUUUAUCAAGCAAAUUCUAAAGCAUGUUUAAAAGCAAUUAUACGACAAAUUCCAGCUUAUGGUAAUGCAACAUGGUUAGAAUUAGCUGUUGCAGCUGAUGCUAAACAAUUUAUUGCUCAACGAGCUGUACAAGAUCUAUUCAAUGAUAUUUGGUAUGGAUAUAUUAAUGAACGAGCAUCUCAUAUAACAAUCAUUUUUUCUACAUUUAUGAUUUUGUGUAGUGGUUUUCUUCCUUACAAUAAACAAUUAGUUACAGCAGAUGAUAAAAAAGCAAUUGAUGAUACAAUUAAUAAACCACAUUUCUUUGACAGACAAACAUCAAAACAAAAACGGAUUGCAGAUAGGCCUACAGAUGCAAUUCAAAUGAGGUUGUUGUUACCAAAGAUAAAGGAUGUAGAUGAUACUUCUGACAGGACACGAAGUGCAAUUUCUCAAUAUUUUUGCAAUAUAACUACAUUUAUACGUGCUCCAUAUGUUAAAUAUCUUUAUAACUUAUAUGCUCAUAUGAUUUUUUUAUUACUUUUCUCCUAUGUAAUAUUGUGUGACUUUUUUCCACUUUAUAAUUUUCCAGUGGAUACAUGUGCACCAUUUAGUAAUUCAGAAAAUCGUGAAGACUCUAUUAGUGGCAAAGAUGAUAAUGAACCAAUUACAACUAAUUUGUGGACUGGAAACGCGCAUAAUACUAGUAAAUCAGUUUCAUAUGGAUUUCAACGGCGUAAACGACCGGCUGCUACUGAAAUCAUACUUGUCAUAUGGGUAUUUACAUUAGUUUGCGAAGAAAUUCGACAGUUAUUUACAAUAGAAGCACAAUCAACACGAAAUGCUGUUAUAGCUUAUUUUAAAACUUUUUGGAAUAAAUUAGAUGUUUUGGCUUUAGUUUUAUUUUUCGUCGGUUUUGCACUUCGAUAUAUUCCAACAUCACAAUGUUUUUGUGCAGCACGUAUUGUUUUAUCAGUUGAUUUAUCAAUUUGGUUUAUACGUUCAUUGGAUCUGUUUGCUGCUGUAAAACGACUUGGACCUAAACUUGUUAUGAUUGGUGAAAUGCAACAAUAUCUACAUCAUGUUUUACAAGUUAAUCUCGUACAUGAUUUGAAAUUUUUCAUGUUAAUGUUCUUUGUAUUUAUCUUGGCGUUUGGCGUACCAUUUUAUGGUUUAGUAUAUGGUGUACAAGAAUUUUCUCGACAUUUACCACGUAAAAUUAUAAAUCUUGCUUAUUGGCAAAUAUUUGGUGAAUUACAAGCCUUAGAUACAUUUGAAAAAAAUUAUGAACCAAAUGGUUAUGCAGCGUUUAUUUUAUUGGUUGCUUAUAUGACAAUUGUUAGUAUACUCUUGGUUAAUCUACUUAUUGCUAUGUUCAGUAAUACUUUCGAUCGUCUUCAACAUGAUACAGAUCGUAUCUGGAAAUUUCAACGAUAUUCAUUAAUAUGUGAAUAUCUAUCACGUCCAUCAUUACCACCACCUUUCAUUUUCUUCUCUCAUGUUUGGCGAUUAACAUUAUCUAUUUUGGCACGGUGUUGUAAAUCAUCUUCUAUUCAAACUAAAUAUCAAGAACAUUUGGAUCGAAUAAGAUAUAAAAUUUCACUUGAUGACAAAAGUGCAGCAAAUAUUGAAAUAGCUGAAGAUGCACUUGGUGAUGAAGUUUAUUAUAAUUUUUUAAAAAUUGGAAGAAAAGCAUUUGAUGACACUGAUCUAGAUGAAGAACGAGUUCAAUCACCACAAGACAAUAUAUUAAAUAAAAUUCGCGCACUUGAAAAUCGUAUACAACUAAUGAAUACUCAACAAGUUCAUAUGUGUGAAUAUCUUGAACAUUUGAUGGAUGGUUUAAAAGCUAUGGGUGGUGAUCGUAUCAAAGUACCUCAACGACGUCGUUUAGAUCCUGAAGAAUCAUUUGAUGAUACAAACAAUAAUAUUGAUCAAUCAAAACAAAAUUAUCGACGAGAAUCAUUAAUAGAUGAUGAUCGUCCUCGUUCAAAUUCUAAUCCUGAUGAACAACAAUCACAAAUGAUUAAUCUUUUUUCUUCUCGCAGACACUGA
This is a messenger RNA of Rotaria sordida, 3996 nucleotides long. Lineage: Eukaryota; Metazoa; Rotifera; Eurotatoria; Philodinida; Philodinidae. The record is from the annotation of a GenBank genome assembly.